GGCGGAGCGAGCCCGGCGGCGGGGCGGUCGCGCAGUGUCCGGGAUCCCCAGGCCUGGAGGGGGCUCUGCGCGCGGCCGGCUGGCUCUGCUCCCUUGUCGGGUCCCGAGCGGGGCCUCCCUCGGGCCAGCUCGAUGUGACGGGGUCCCGCCGAGCCUGAGCGAGCAGCGGGUCCGUCGCGGAGCCGGAGGGCGGGAGGAACAUGACAUCCCGGAGAUGGUUUCACCCAAACAUCACUGGUGUGGAGGCAGAAAAUCUCCUGUUGACCAGAGGAGUCGAUGGCAGUUUUUUGGCCAGGCCCAGUAAAAGUAACCCUGGAGACUUCACUCUGUCCGUUAGAAGAAAUGGAGCUGUCACCCACAUCAAGAUUCAGAACACUGGUGACUACUACGACCUGUAUGGCGGGGAAAAGUUUGCCACCUUGGCUGAGCUGGUCCAGUAUUACAUGGAACACCAUGGGCAGUUGAAAGAGAAGAAUGGAGAUGUCAUUGAGCUCAAAUAUCCACUGAACUGUGCAGAUCCUACCUCUGAAAGGUGGUUCCAUGGUCACCUGUCUGGAAAAGAAGCAGAGAAGCUACUAACGGAGAAGGGGAAGCAUGGCAGCUUUCUUGUCCGGGAGAGCCAGAGCCACCCUGGCGACUUCGUUCUCUCAGUUCGCACAGGUGACGACAAAGGGGAGAGCAACGAUGGCAAGUCCAAAGUGACCCACGUCAUGAUCCGCUGUCAGGAGCUGAAAUAUGAUGUUGGUGGAGGAGAGCGGUUUGACUCUUUGACAGACCUGGUGGAGCAUUACAAGAAGAAUCCCAUGGUAGAAACGCUGGGUACAGUACUGCAGCUCAAGCAGCCCCUCAACACAACUCGUAUUAAUGCUGCUGAAAUUGAAAGCCGGGUUCGAGAGCUAAGCAAACUAGCUGAGACCACAGAUAAAGUCAAACAGGGCUUUUGGGAAGAAUUUGAGACACUACAACAACAGGAGUGCAAACUUCUCUACAGCCGCAAAGAAGGUCAGAGGCAAGAAAAUAAAAACAAAAACAGAUACAAAAACAUCCUACCCUUUGAUCAUACCAGGGUUGUCCUGCAUGAUGGGGAUCCUAAUGAGCCAGUUUCCGAUUACAUCAACGCAAAUAUCAUCAUGCCUGAAUUUGAAACCAAGUGCAACAAUUCAAAGCCCAAAAAGAGUUACAUUGCUACACAAGGCUGCCUGCAAAAUACGGUGAAUGACUUCUGGCGGAUGGUGUUCCAGGAGAACUCCCGAGUCAUUGUUAUGACCACAAAGGAGGUGGAAAGAGGAAAGAGCAAAUGUGUCAAGUACUGGCCUGAUGAGUAUGCACUCAAAGAAUAUGGAGUUAUGCGUGUUAGGAACGUCAAAGAAAGUGCUGCUCAUGACUACACCUUAAGAGAACUGAAACUCUCCAAGGUCGGACAAGCUCUACUCCAGGGGAAUACGGAGAGAACCGUCUGGCAAUACCACUUUCGGACCUGGCCGGACCAUGGUGUGCCCAGUGACCCCGGAGGCGUACUGGAUUUCCUGGAGGAGGUCCACCACAAGCAGGAGAGCAUCAUGGACGCAGGCCCUGUUGUGGUUCACUGCAGUGCUGGAAUUGGCCGGACAGGGACGUUCAUUGUGAUCGAUAUCCUUAUUGACAUCAUCAGAGAGAAAGGUGUUGACUGUGACAUUGACGUUCCCAAAACCAUUCAGAUGGUGAGGUCCCAGAGGUCAGGGAUGGUCCAGACAGAAGCACAGUACCGUUUCAUCUACAUGGCCGUCCAACAUUAUAUUGAAACGCUGCAGCGCAGAAUUGAGGAGGAGCAGAAAAGCAAGAGGAAAGGGCAUGAAUAUACCAAUAUUAAGUAUUCCCUCGCGGACCAGACAAGUGGUGAUCAGAGUCCCCUGCCGCCUUGCACCCCAACACCACCCUGUGCGGAAAUGAGGGAAGACAGCGCUAGAGUCUAUGAGAACGUGGGCCUGAUGCAGCAGCAGAAGAGCUUCAGAUGAGGAACCCCACCCACUUGCAGCACAGGACAGAUUCAAACUUUCACCCCUUCCCUAAAAAGGCCAAGAAUGGACGCGAGAAAGUUUACAGGAAGAAUGUAUUCAGACUGGGAAGGCUUGCACUGUGGUUGACUACCUUUUGAGAAGCAAAAUUUGAAACUUUUAAAGGCCACUGUGUUUGAAUUCGGCACUUCGUUUCCUCAGAUAAGAAGAAAUCUGCUCUAUGGUGUAGACAAUGUUAUUUUAUAGAAUUUGUUUUGAAUUGUGGAAACAGUUAAAUUGUGCUCUGUAUUUUACACAUUAUGGGAUUCAAAUUCUAAUUAUGGGUAGUUUUUUGUUUUUUUUUUUUAAAUAUAACUAAUUGAUUUGAUUUUUUUUCCCCCCCUCUUUGGGGAAUCAUGGGCCCCUUGUGAGAAGAAAUGAUUCAGGAAAAUGAGCAGCAGCACCCCUGAAGCCUGCAGUCUGUCAGCGCUGCCUGUCUGUGCUGUGCUGCUCAACAGUGUGCUGCACACGGGGUCCUUCUUACCACAGACACUGUUUAGUUCCAGGGGCUGGGAGUCCAGGCUAGAGGGACUGCCUGGUGAGGACCUGCACCUGGUGAGGGCCCUCUGGCUGUACCAUCACUGUUUGAGAGAGCAAGAGGGCUGGCCUUGUUUAUGCAGCAAACCCAUGACGGCAUCGUGAGUCAACGUCCUCAAGACUUAACAACCCUUAGAGGUCUCACUUCUCAACACCGUGGCAUUGGGAAGUACUCUCCUAGCAUAUGUGUACUGGGGACAUUGCAACACAGACUUAUCCAGUAAAGGACAAGCUUUUUUUUUUUUUUUCCUAAAUGGUCAUUCAACCAGUGUUUGAGACAGUCAUAAGUUGACUGUCUGCUUUGUCAUUCAAAAGUCAUGGUGAAAAAGCCAUGGGGAUUUAUGGCUGAGAAGCACUUUCCUCUUGCAGAUGACCCCUCCAUCCAGGUGUGGACAGAGAAAGAAGCCUGUGUUAUCUUUGUAUUGGAGUCACCAUCCUGUGUUUAGAAAGGUACCUGGGUGGGCAUCGUUUGGCUCUCACUGCUGGCCUUCCCCCUCAAUUCUUCAGUCUGAGCUGGGCUUGCAUGGGCUCUUCUGUGUGGGUCAUUUGGAAGGUUGGCAGGGUGGCUUCGGUCUCCAUGUGGUGUCUUCCAGGUCUUUUCUCCCAGGGGGUCUGUGUGUGACCUCACCAGCAGAGUGGCCAGGCUCCAUAUGUGACACCCAGGGGCUCAAAGGCAAAAGUGGCCAUACCUCUUUCAGACUCAGGCCUAGAACAGCUGUGGCUCCUUCAGUGGCUGCUUAUAGAAGGAAGUUGCAGGCCUGACUUAUGGAGUACAGUGGAGGUGCCAUAUACUGGGGCUACUGGUUUGAUAGGCUGCCCCAGGUAGUGUCAUGACAGCCAUGGAAGCAAGUGGCUCUAGUUAGCAAGGACCAAGGCUGCUUAUGGUAGCUGCUGUAAGCUGUGAGUCAGAUGAGAAAUGCACAGAAGGCCUUCUAGAAGCUUCUGAGCCAGUUUCGCCAGCACCACAAAUUUGCUGCACUGUCUUCACUUGGAGGACUGGUAUGGUGGGGGUGGAUGUGUUUGGGGACAGAGCAGGUAAAAGCUCUUUCCUGAAGCACCACAGAUUGGUGAAGAUGAUGCUUUUGUUGAGCCUUGAUCACAUGUGAGGAGUGGCGGUCCUGACCAGGCCUCCCAUCAGGUCCAGUCAGCCACUUCUGUUCUCACCAAACAGCAGGAUUUGCUAAUGUUCUGCCAUAAGUGCCUUCUCCAGAGACACCACUCUCCGCCUCAUGUGCUGAUCACUGAGAGUGUUUCUAUGAAAGCAUCCCGGGUGGACGCCUAUGACCAUGAUAAAAUGGCAUGAUCGCCUCACUCACUUUGCUUUGCCUCCUAAAAGGAAGCACUGGGCCCCCCACCCUGGCAGUCAUUCCUUUCUGAGGCCUUCCACUCCCUAAACCCUGAGGUAGUUGGGGGGAGCACAGUGGCUGCCAUUUCCACAGAGAGAAUGCAUGUUGAUUCUUCCCCCUUCUCCACUGAACUUAGAAUUGCUUCAGAGCACAGGGGGUCCUGGUGAUGUUAACCUUUUUAGGGGAAUGUAAUGACUACUGUAUUCUCGGCAAGCCUGUGAGGAGAGAUUCCAGUUCAGUAUUCACAUGAGGAUCCUGAAUCCUGUUCUGUAUUCUGCAUUAUCACAAUGAAUCGAUGGGGUUUGUGGUAAUGUUUGGACUCUGAGUUUUGGGGACAAAGUCUUUCACCAGUGUACAGAGAUUUGAUUGUUCAGAUGAAGCUGCUGCAUUAACAUCUCUGCCUAUAGGUUAAGGUCCUUGGCCAGCUGUGUUCAGUAUAACAUGUUGAUUGCCUUUGGAGCCCCUCCCGGAAGCCAGUUGUCCAAUAGGGGAAUUUAAUCUAAGACCAGAUUCGUAAGAGGCCCUAAGCCUCCCAGGUGAGGUGGAAGUGAUUUCAGGGAGUCAGGUGAGGGUACUCUGUGUGGUGGAGGCAGGUGCAGGGGCUGGGAAAAUGGGGUACUGGAGGUAUAUUUGAAACAGUGGAAAUGAAAGUUCCAGAGAGGUGGUUCAUGAGGAAGUCAGAGGGCCUAGGGCCAGAGCAGUCGGUGUGGACGAGUUAGGUUACCUGGAAAAGAGGCUUACCACAAAUGAUGCAGCCUACUUCUAUUGCUGGAUAUGAAGUAUGCACACAGUCCCCUCGCUGGCUGAGCCUUUUAAAAUGAGAAGCUGAGGGUUUUAUAUUUAGGGGAGACAUCAUCCAGGCACAGUAUUGGGAUUUUUUUAAUACCUUUUUUUAAAAAGUAAGAAGGCACCUCACACUCAGUAUAUGGCCCUCCUGAAAGGUCAUCUCUCCCAUUGGAGUUGGUGACUUUCUAAACAUGACUAAAAUAGGUGAAAUAAUACAUGUAGGGCUUUCUUUGUAUCUGCAUUCUUUAUAGAGCUCAGUGGCUUUGGAACAGCCAAGAAAAUGGUCAAAAUUAUUUUAGGGACUAUUUUACUGGGAUUUUUAAGAAUAUAAGUUUUUGUUUUUGUUUUUUUUCCUAUAUCAGGGGACUGUGGAAAUGUGAGCACUUGUGAAGUGUUUUGUUGUAGAUUAGUGAUCCUUAAGGGAAACUUAGACUACAGGCAAAAGUAUAAGUCCAGUGCAGGUUUUGUUCCUGUCCAUUGUCGGGGGAAUAAAGUUUUACACAGUAAGCACACGGCCUCCCUGAUUUUAAGACACCUUUCUUAAGGUCGUAAUUAGCCCUUAAUUUUGUUGAAGUCUUUUUUUCUCCUUAAAAAAGAAGUUUCCAAAUAUAGUUUAUUUAUCUUCCAUCACUAAAAACAUUGUUCCUUUUUCACUAUGGGCGGUUCACAUAAGGCAAAAACAUGGAAUAGUUGGUUUUAGUGUGUUGUUAACUUUGCUGUAUAUCAAACUAAUUUUUACAAGUUUUCAUCCUAAACCAAAUCAUGUGAUUAAUAAUUUGUCUGUUUAUUUAUGACCUAAUUGUGAUUCUUUUAUUAAUAAAAGCUAAUGGGAAAGGAUUCUUCAUGAA
This is a messenger RNA of Nannospalax galili (Upper Galilee mountains blind mole rat), 5550 nucleotides long. RefSeq names its product protein tyrosine phosphatase non-receptor type 11 (gene Ptpn11). The record is from RefSeq and is a predicted model, not a curated record. Gene Ontology annotation, biological process: protein dephosphorylation. The transcript is spliced from 16 exons. Gene Ontology annotation, molecular function: protein tyrosine phosphatase activity. The coding region runs from base 201 to 1994 and encodes 597 amino acids. Lineage: Eukaryota; Metazoa; Chordata; Mammalia; Rodentia; Spalacidae.